CAUUACUACUCCAUAUUUCUUACCAUUCAUUAAUAAGUAAUGUGCCUUAUCGGCACCCUUAAUCACAACUCGAACCCAGUGCCAACAGCCAGACCAAGUUUAGUAGCCUCAAUUCGGCUCAAGUUGAAAAGAAAGUGAUUUCGGGUAUUGCUGGGCUAUUAAUUCGUACAGGCCGAGCAAGAAAUUGAGAGAGACAUACGGCUAUAAAUAUCAACGUCAAGUCGACCAAAGGGCACAUUUGGUUAUGGCAUUACUAAUAUCAAGUUGUGUACCAUUAUUGUUGCUACUGCUGUCAGCCAAUUUCGGGUCGGUCAAGGCCUAUUCCUCGGAGGAUUUACUUAUCUGGUUGCAGCAUAGUAAUUUAGGAUAUCAAGUGCUGCAACAAGCACUCAAUGACAGUCAGGUAGAAAGGACGAAUUUGGAAAUCUCAUGUGUGUCAGAAGUCCACAAACUCCUUCAAGAGGCUAACAAUAAAACUUUAUCGGCUCUUAAAGUUCUAGAUGCCUGGGGUAAAUAUCCACAAGGCCUGCUCUACGGCCACUUCUCGGAUAUGGGAAACUACGAGUCCUGUCUGAGUUUCAAGGACAACAGCAGCAAAUAUUGUCUGGCCAAUAUAAAAUUUGACAACUUGAUUCCAGACUCGAUGGAUAGUUUGGCAUUAAAUAUAGGCACCUGCAUUCCAUCAGCAUGCAGUGCGAACCAACUUAAUUAUUGGCUUAGCAACUAUCUGAGAGAUAUUUUUGGCGAGACCUCCCCAACGAAUGGAACUCUAGUGGAAGAGUAUAAUUGCGCAGUGGCUGAUCGGCAACCAUUGUCCGGACUAGACUGGUUUGCAAUCUGUGUAUUUGUCCUCUUAGCCCUAGUGGUUCUUUUGGCCACCAUAUUGGAUUAUAGAGAAGUUUCUAGCAAGCUACUCCUUUCCUUUUCCCUACGUCAAAAUGUUCCUCAAUUGGUAAAGACUAAGUCGACAACUGCCGCUCAUAUGAUACCUUGUUUGCAUGGCAUUCGAUGCCUUACAAUUAUAUGGAUCAUCUACGGCCAUGGAUAUAUGUUUCUGCUGUUGGCUCCGAAUGUGAAUGCCUAUGACAUUGUAGCCUGGGCCCAAACACCUUACUCCAUGAUACUGCAGAGUGGUUCCAUCUCGGUGGACACGUUCUUUCUACUCAGUGGUUUACUGUUAGUAAUGAGCACUUUGCGGGAACUAGAGCGUAAUUCGGGUCGUCUUAAUGUCCCUGUUAUGUAUCUGCAUCGCUUUGUACGUCUUACUCCUGUCCUGGCCUUGGCUGUGCUUUUCUUCAUGACACUUUUUCCACGUCUGGACGAUGGUCCUUUUUGGAAGAUGUUUACGGGGUCUUCUCAACUGUGCAGGGAAACCUGGUGGGCCACUUUACUAUAUGUUCAAAAUUAUGCAGCAGCUGGAAAGAUGUGCCUCGGACAUUCUUGGUACCUUGCUGUGGAUAUGCAACUGUAUAUCCUUUCGCCAAUUCUACUAAUUGCUCUUUACAAGUGGGGCAGAAAAGCUGCUGCUGUCAUUGUUGUCAUAAUUUUGCUACUAUUUGGUUGUGUCUUUAGUAUUGUCAUGCUUAAUAACCUUCAAGUUUUCCAACGCAAUGGAAAUCUGGGAGCAGACUCGGCAGAGAUGCGUCUCAUAUACUACACCACACAUGCGCGUGCUAAUCCAUGGCUAAUCGGCUUACUGUUUGGAUAUUUCCUGCAUUGCAAUAGCUAUCGCAAGCAGUUUCCCAAAUGGUUAUCCUUUAGUGUCUGGCUAAUAGCUUUAUCUCUAAUAGUCACUGUGCUCUUUGCCGUCUAUCCGUACACCCAGACAGGAUCGGGUGAUAUAUCUCCACUGUCCGGCGCCUUCUAUAUAUGCUGCAGCCACAUUGCCUGGCCCUUAGCGCUGUGCUGGCUAAUUUGGGCAUGUCAGACAGGUCAGGCCGGUUUAAUUAACUCGUUUCUCAGUUGGUCAUUUUGGCAACCUUUGUCUCGGCUUUCAUAUUGCCUUUACAUCUGGCAUCUAUUGGUGGAAACAGCUCAUAUGGCCCGCAUAAAGACGAGCCUUCAUUUCUCAAACUAUGACACGGUUCUACAAUUCUGGUCACAUUUUGGAAUUACUUUAAUGGUAUCAACUGUGAUGUACUUAUGCAUUGAGGCACCCCUAGUUAAAUUGGAAAUGCAAUUAUUAAGCCCACGGAGAACGGCUGAUAACAAACCAAAUUCAGCUUCUAAUACAAAUACCGUAUCGGUGGUUGGAGUUUCACAGCAAAAUCUUGUCAAUGCCUAGUUUAUCAGUAUUUAGUAAUUUGGUAAUACCUCCAAUACACAUUCGUACCUUUUUUUGCACAUCAAUCGUGGUUGCUUUAUUACCACUGAUGAUUGAUGAAUACCUCAACCAA
Molecule: messenger RNA, 2396 nt
Organism: Drosophila willistoni
Lineage: Eukaryota; Metazoa; Arthropoda; Insecta; Diptera; Drosophilidae
Product: nose resistant to fluoxetine protein 6
Exons: 8
Coding region: 245-2284 (679 amino acids)
Molecular function (GO): acyltransferase activity, transferring groups other than amino-acyl groups
Source: RefSeq, a predicted model, not a curated record